AUGACGCGCCAACGAUCCAGGACUUUGACCGGCAUCACGACCUUCUUGUCACUGACUGGGACCAUCGACGCCUUUGGCUCUCCAUUCAGACGCGACCAUGAUCACCUCGGCCCGAAUGUUCACGUUCACCAACACCAACAUCAGCGCCGGCAGGACCCAUCCCUGAGCCAGUCCGAGAUCCUCACCGCACCAUCAGCCACUGACUACAUUCCACCAACGCCGUCUAUAGUAGCAUCCAUGCUACCCAGCAACGACACUUUGCCUACCUAUCAACCUAACUCAACGGUUACCAUUCAAGAAGCCAUCUUCACUCUCUGUCCAGGCCAAUCAUCAAACCCGACUGGAGGCUUCCCCGUUCUGCCGUAUUCAUUGUCCGCCACCACAGAGAUUGUUAGCGCGACAGCCGUCCUACCUGAUGGCUCCCAUACCACCUUUGCCUCCACCGCAGCUCCGCUAAAACACCGCCAAGCGGAGAAAUCAGCCCAACCAACAGGGGAGGCCAGAAUCGCGCUCGGUGACAACGGGUGCCAGACGCUCUUCGCACCGCGCGUUACGGCCAUUUGUAGCACGACUAUCUCUCCCGUUGGAAUCCCAGAGGUGACUGUGACGGACUGUGAACAGUGGGUGACGUUCAGUAGCGAUACGAAAAUCUGCCCGACGUACUACCCACCGCCAACGAGCUACACAGUCAGUAUGCCAACUGUGGUGCCCCCUGUUCCGCUGCCGUCCCCAGUCGACACUGGAGACGCGGUCUCGGCGGCGCCGGUCGCCGAACCUACGGGCGAGGUUAAUGCUGGUAACGCAGAGGCUCCUAUACUACCUCCAGCAAACACAGACGCUGCAGCAGAUGUUGGUUCGGCUCAGCCGACCCAGCCCAGUUCAACGCCUCAGAUCCCGCUUCCAGAAGAUGUGUCAUUGGAAGAGACACCGACGAUCGCUGGCGUCCCAUCUACGAACUCUGACGGGGCACAAGCUACUAGCAGCAGCGACCUUCCCAUCCUCUCCAUCUCAGUCAUCCCUGUCCCAGCAUCCACUCUUGAGUCUUCCGUUUUCACCGACUCGUCUUCCCCAGUCGAGACGCCGUCGAGCCUUCCCGUGCCCGUAAACGAAACAGAAAGCUUACCGGGAGUUCAACGGCGCCAGACAGACCCCGAAGCCGCAGCAUUGCCGUUGUCACCACCCUCACCCGCUGGAGACUACAUCGCUCCCGGACUCUAUUACGCCGCAGCAUGGUACGACGUCGCGCGCGGUGGUGUGCCUCCCCUCGUUCAGGCCGUCGACUGUGAGCCAGGGAACAGCGACAACGGGUAUAAGGUGGAAUGUGAGACGUACUCGGAGAAGUGGACACAGACAAGUUACUUGAGGACAGUCACGGAGGUGCGACCUGUGACCUACCAGGGACCCGUUGUGAUCACGGACGGAUCAUUGACUUACACCACAACAAUCAGCAUAGCAACACUCACAACCACUACGAGAAUAACGUGUACCCCAACGGUGAUCAAGCAGCGGAUCUAUACGGACGACGGCCCCACCGCUGUUCCGCCAGCGGCUGCGGCGCCGGGUGAGUCUGCGGCAGAUGAACAGCAGCCGGAGAGCACGACCACGGUAACGGGAACGGUCACAAAUGUAGUCACUGUGUUCGAUGGGGUGGCGACUAGCACGAUUGAGCUGGUGAGCGGUGCGAGCGCUUGA
This is a messenger RNA of Cyphellophora attinorum, 1692 nucleotides long. RefSeq lists its product as uncharacterized. The coding region runs from base 1 to 1692 and encodes 563 amino acids. The record is from RefSeq and is a predicted model, not a curated record. NCBI's taxonomy places the organism in Eukaryota, Fungi, Ascomycota, Eurotiomycetes, Chaetothyriales, Cyphellophoraceae. The transcript is spliced from 2 exons.